This is a messenger RNA of Lactuca saligna, 1192 nucleotides long. The record is from the annotation of a GenBank genome assembly. Lineage: Eukaryota; Viridiplantae; Streptophyta; Magnoliopsida; Asterales; Asteraceae.
AUGCCAACUCCGUUUGUGGAAACUACUCAUCUUGAAGCCUCAAGUACUUUAUUUCCAAAUCCCACACCCCUUGGUUGGAGCGCUUCAAUAUCUAAUCAUCACUCGCCAGAUCUCUCAUUUACGGUUAAUAUGAUGCCGAUUGGGCAUGAUAUGUUGACACUCGUCGAUCCACAUAUGGUUAUUCAAUCUUUAACGGGAAAGGUGGCUUUGGUGACAGGAGGGGAUUCAGGUAUUGGGAGGUCUGUUUGCUACUUCUUUGCUAAGGAGGGUGCAACCGUAGCAUUUACUUAUGUUAAAGGUGUUGAAGACAUAGAUGCAAAGUACACCUUAGAGAUUAUAAAUGAUUCAAAAAUGAGUUAUGCAGGUGAUCCAAUUGCAAUACCUGCUGAUCUUAGGUAUGAUAAGCAAUGUAAGAAAGUUGUAGACGAGGUUGUUUCAAAAUAUGGACGCAUUGAUGUACUGGUGAACAAUGCAGCCGUGCAGUACGCAACAUAUACAUUAGACAACAUCACGGAAGAAAGGCUUGAAAGGAUAUUUAGGACUAAUAUAUUCUCCUAUUUCUUCAUGACAAGGCAUGCUAUAAAGCACAUGAAACCAGGAAGCAACAUCAUAAACACCACUUCGGUGUUGGGAUUCACAGGCAACGCAAAGCUUAUUGAUUAUGCUUCAACAAAGGGGGCCAUUAUGAACUUCACCAAGAGUCUAGCAAUAUUCCUUAUUGACAAGAAGAUUCGUGUUAAUGGUGUGGCCCCUGGCCCUAUUUGGACCCCACUUACUGCAACUCUCGAUGACGAGGAUAUAGCAACCUUUGGCUCACAAGCACCGAUGAAUAGGGCAGCUCAACCCGUCGAAGUAGGUUCAUCAUAUGUGUUCCUCGCAUCCGAGGAUGCUUCCUACUAUACUGGCACAUUUCUUCAUCCCGAUGGUGGAGAACUCGACAAAAAUGCUAUUCCUAGGGUCAACAACAACAAGAAUUCUGAAAACCCAUAACAAAACUGGAUGAUGGGAGAUUCUGACAUAAAUGGGGUGAAGCAUAAUGUAGUUAGCGCAUAAUUAUGUUUUGUGUACCGGAAAAAAUGACGUUUUUAUUUAAAAUAUGAUGUUAUGGAACAUCAAAAAUGCAAUUCUCGAGAGCUUUACAGAACUCUUGAAAUAAAAGGCUAAUGUUUUGACUUGCGAGCUAUCAAGAGAG